AUGGAUCCCGGGACCUCCCCACGAAUGCAGAGCGAAUACCCUGCGCCCGAUUCCCCUUCAACCGCUUCCAUGAGCGAGUCCAAUCGCACGAGGUCCUCCGAUGGCUCGACGCGCGAAAGCGGCAAGUCGUCGCGCCGGAGCCACAAAGAGAGGUCGAGCCGCGAGAUUGCGGCGCGCAUGAUCGUCCUGCACGAGCGCGAGAACGUGAAGGACAUGGAACGAUUGUUGCGGCAGGUGACGGAACAGUAUCACGCAGAGAAGCGGCGCGCGGACAAUGCUGAGCGCGACAUUGUCGAGGUGCUGACGCGCUUGCGCACGGUGAACGACGAGAAGCUCGCCGCGAUACGAGACGCGGAGAAGGCGAAGAGGGAAUUAUCACUGUACCAGAUACAGCUGGAGAAAGCCGCGUUCGAAAUCAAGCGCGCACAAGAGACCGUGAACGCCGUAGAUGCCCAGCGGGUCCGAGCCGAGGAAGAGGCCGCACGCGCUCGAUCGACCGCACGGCGUCUGAACGAAGAGCGCCUCAUCGAGGUUGCUAGAGAAGAAGGUCGCCGUAUCGGUAUUCUCGAAGGCCUGCAGCGCGGGCGCGAGUUCUCGUACGGCCGGCGCUACAUCUCGUCAGUCCCCGCCACGACCACCACGGAGGACCUCUACGAUGAAGAGGAGAGCAUCGCCUCGCGGCGCGAUUACGCCCGCGCUACCAGAGAGGGCCUCAACGAGCGCCGGCGCUCGUCCGAUGCCGAGAGCGAGGACGCCGUCCCCACACCUCCGCAACCUAUGGAACCCGUCCCAGAACCACCUGUUCCAGAGCCAACUCCUGCCCCGCCGCCACGCCCGCCGUCCACUGCGCCGUCAGCGCUCACUGGCAUCCCUGGCUUCAUGUCUCCGGGCCCAUCCCACGUACCACCGCCCGACAAUUUCAUCCCCAUGAUGUCGGAAGAUGGGGGUAUCAGCCUCCCGCCACCACACGAGUUCCACCAGCAACAGACACCCCAGGCUAUGGCCGAGCCGCCGCUUCCCCCUGCGGAGGGGCAGCAGACGCCCGGGCCUGAGCGUCGAAGGCGCCGUCAUCAUUAUUCCUACCGCCAGUCGAGCCCGGAGUCGCUAUCUACGACGCUUUCUCAUCUGGAUAUGGUCAAAGAGCCUGAUCAGAAUGUCAUGUCGACGCCCAUGAGCGCGAUUGCGGAGGUCGGCGAUAUACAGGCGCCCGUCCACCUCGAGUAG
Schizophyllum commune H4-8 is the source of this 1224-nucleotide messenger RNA. RefSeq lists its product as uncharacterized. The transcript is spliced from 3 exons. The coding region runs from base 1 to 1224 and encodes 407 amino acids. The record is from RefSeq and is a predicted model, not a curated record. NCBI's taxonomy places the organism in Eukaryota, Fungi, Basidiomycota, Agaricomycetes, Agaricales, Schizophyllaceae.